CCUUCAUUUGCAAAACGUUAAAUCCUUACAAUUAUUGCGGGACAUGUAGGAAGUCUAAAAUUAAUGAGCUCGAUAAACAGCCAGCUUACAAAAUUGACCAAUUCCGAAUUUUGCCGGCAGCACAGUUUUUGUAUGGACAACGCGCGCAGAGAUGUAAAUAUCUCAGGUCUGUGAUUGAUGCCUGACCUUUCAAAAUGAACGAGAUUGCAAAGAAUGCGCAAACCUUCUUGGAGACUCUGCAGAGUGCUUCUGGGGAGGAGGUUGAAGAAUGGGACACGGAGGCCUUACGCAGAGCAAUUCAGUGGGCCAAGUAUUUUGAAGAGGUUCACAAGAAAUUGGCAAACAAACCAAAGAGUAUCCAGCAGCUCAACCGAGUGUUGAAUCUGAUUGGUCACUUGCCUGGGGCAGGUGUCAGCCAAUCGGAAGUCACCUUUGAAAGUCUGGGCCAAUCAGUGAGGCUGUUACUUCAGGCACUACUCCAGAACACCCACUUGAGCUCAGAUCUUUACAGAGAGGUCAUCAAUCAGUACACUCAGCUGGACCGAGGAAAAAGUCCUGAUGGAAACUCUGCAAGCAGUUCCCAAUGUGACGAGAAAGAGGAAGGAAUCCAGACCAAUCAGAUACUCAUACAGGAUGUUUCAAGAUUCGCCAAGGCCAAGGCAAUGCGGAUGCACCUACUGGAAAUGAGACUAAAACUGACCCAGUCCCUGCAGGAGGACCUAAAUAUAGAAGGAAAAUCUGUGCAUCAAGUUGCCCUGGAGACGGAUGCAAGUCUGCUCCGAGAUCACCUGAUGCAUCACCUGACUGGCAGCCGGUCACUUGAGAAGACAAAGGACUACCUUGACAAGCGUUUGCAUUAUGUGGCAAAGCUACCAAAUGGGAUUGAGACUAUUGAUAGCAUCUUAGUUCUGCCUGGAUCUGAAAAUGAGACUGAAGCAAUGGCUUUCCAGCAGUGCGAGCAGUUUGUCUCGGAGUGGAUCACAAAGAACAGACAGCAAUAUAUUCAGGAAAAUAUGGACACAGGGUAAAAAGUUAAUACUUUGAUAAUUAUUAUAAAUCACAUGAUUAGGCUUGGGGUGAGGGAAGGGAUUGAAAAUUAGCAACGAUUUGCUGAAAUCUUUUUCGGGAAGAGGUAGGAGUUGUUUGGGUCAACUAUGGAAUUACAAAGUGGCAAAUUAAGUGCCCCCCGGCGCUUGAAGUAUGAUUUCGAAAGUGUAAGUGGACUUUAUGAUAGGAGCUCAGGGUGUAAUGCUGAGUGAUUUAUGCUGAUUGCAGAAUAAUUGUCCAAUUUCUAAGCAGAAAA
Molecule: messenger RNA, 1303 nt
Organism: Patiria miniata (bat star)
Lineage: Eukaryota; Metazoa; Echinodermata; Asteroidea; Valvatida; Asterinidae
Exons: 8
Coding region: 195-1028 (277 amino acids)
Biological process (GO): interstrand cross-link repair
Cellular component (GO): Fanconi anaemia nuclear complex
Source: RefSeq, a predicted model, not a curated record